Messenger RNA from Anopheles darlingi, 2446 nucleotides. RefSeq names its product pneumococcal serine-rich repeat protein. The coding region runs from base 62 to 2446 and encodes 794 amino acids. NCBI's taxonomy places the organism in Eukaryota, Metazoa, Arthropoda, Insecta, Diptera, Culicidae. The record is from RefSeq and is a predicted model, not a curated record. The transcript is spliced from 6 exons.
GUAUGCUCCCGGAGGAAUAAACCCAUUGCAAGGACUCUAAGAAGAGAAUGUGUCCAUAGCAAUGGGAAAAGCCGCGCGACGGUCAGUUGCGUCAGAUCCGUCGUCGCCGACCCUACUACCACCCUACCACCACUACCAGCAUCAACCGCAGCAGCAUCACCAGCAGCAGCCACCGAGUGUACCGAGACGUUCGCGGGAAGUGCACCAACCGGAGCACUAUUAUCAUCCCUCAUCGCUCUCCUACUCGGCCUACACUGCACCAGCUUCCGGCUCACCCUCCUUCGCCUCCGCCUCCUCCUCCUCCUCCUCCUCCUCCUACUGGGCGUCUGGCUUUGGAUCGGAGUCGACGGAACCGUUGGUGUCGAGCGAGGAAGCGGCCACCAUCGACGAAGACUCGGCGACGGCAACCGCCUCGCUAGCUUCUUCGUCCACUCCCGCCGGUCCACAGCUACAGGCCCCCCGGACAGCAACACUCCAAUCAGCCUCGUUCGGUCCCUCAUCACUCGCUCCCGGCCGGAGCAGCAGUAGCCACGAACCGGCCGACCUUGGAUCCGGUGGCAGCGAACCGUUCUUCAUUCAUCCAUCCACGACCGCCACACCCCGCCACGUUACACCGGAGUUCAGCACCAACCAAACGCAGGUCGAUCGGGAGCGCGAACGGCUAAGGAUGGAGUUCUACGCGACGUACGAUGUGAUGACGGGCGUGCGGAUAGCGGCCACGCUCGGUGGCUUCUUCGGCCUAAUGGUGUUCCUCGUCAUCUACAAGAGCCGCACACGGUCGACGGCCAAAGCACUCAAGGAUCCUACGAUAGCGGCGGUGGCAGCGGCCGUCAUCCAGGAGGAGGAAGAACGCGAACUACAGGAAGCGAUCGAGGCGACGGCGUUCUCGUUGCUUCAGGAGGAACUCAACAUCAACUAUCCGGGACUGCAGCGGGAUCGGUUGCUGUCGCUCGGUAACGUCAGCGCACCGCCAAUGCUAAGCCGCGGCCGCCGAAUGUCCUCGAUCAGCGGUGGCUACAGCAGUCUGCUCAAUCCAUCGCGCCGCUUCUCGUACAGCAGUACGCGGGGUCACCGGAACAGUGUGUCGGUGUCGUCGCGGGUGCUCAGUGCCUACAACAUGGGUGGCAGCUUCGGUCAGGACGAUUACGUGCUCGAGAGCGACGGCGAGGAGGCGGACGAUGAGUUCGAUCAGUUCACGACGACGGCCGAAAUCGGUUUCCCGACCAACUACCUGUCCGUGCCGAGUAAGUGCAACGAAUCGCGGCGCAGCAGCGCAAUGACGUGCUGCAGCACCGAGAGCUCGUUCCUGGAGCGGCGCUGCUCGGCCAUCACGCUCGGCCUUUCCUCUUUACCACCGAUCUCGCGGUCCCCGUCGCGGCAGCAGAGCCGCGACGAUACGGCCGACUGGGAACCGUUCUAUCCCGGUAUCAACAUUAUCGAACCGACGCCAAAAUCAUCGCCCUGCCCGAGCGAACGCAUUGCGCACCGGACGCACGAUUACGAGCGACCGUCGACGAGCGGCAACGGUACCGGUGGCCACCAACAGCGCAGCGCGGCGGACCGGGAACGAGAACGGCGCCGGGCGGAGGAACAACUGCUGCGACCGUCGGCGACGGCCGUCGGUGCACGAUCGGCCGCUCCGUACGCUGACGCCGACAGUUCCAUCGACUGCAUCUCCGAGUAUCCGAUCGGCAGUGGUUGCCUCGAAGACGGCUUCGGGUACCGUCAGCAGCGGCCACCGUCGACCGCCCGCCAUAGCAGCCACCUCGAGGAUCUUAGCAUAGCGACGUUGCGCGAUGCUCGGUGUGGGACCGCCGGUACCGGCCAGCAUCCGUACAGCAAUAGUGCACUUAUCAUCAGUAGCAUCAGUAGCACGACGGGGCACCAGGGCACCAAUGGUGUCACCGUACCGGUACGCCGUGCACCGCUUGCCUCCCUCAGUUCCUUCCGGAUGUCGUCGGCCGACUGCCAGGAUACGGAACCGAAGAGCUGCGGUUCGGAUUCGGUGUUCGGUGACGACAGUGGUGCCGAUACGGACGAGGAUCUGCAGCAGUUCAGCACCGACAGUGACGAGCUGAGCCUCACGAUGCCCUACGAGGAAGAGGAGGAGGAAGCGGUGCAACAACAGGAGGAGAAGGCAGUUGGUGAGAAGGGUAUGCGGUCUGGCCGCAGCUCGGCCCUCUACCGGCGACAGUCGACCCUGGCGCAGGGUGAAGACGAGCUCGAGCUCGACAACGUCGCAUCGACCACAACCUUCGAGGUCGAGCAUGAUGAUCGGAGGCGGCCGCCACAUCAUCAGCAACAACAUCCUUCUGUGAUUCUCGAGCUGCCGAUACUGGCGAUCGACGAGGAUGACGAUCCGUCCUCCGCGGCCGGUUCCCUCUCGGCGAACGAUCCCUGUAUACCGGGGCCCUCGCGCAAGUGGUCCAAGGAGACACUGUUCUAG